UAUGUCCCCUGGAACCUUCACGAGCCACAGAGAGGCACAUCUGACUUCUCCGGGAACCUGGAUCUGGAGGCCUUUGUCCGGCUGGCCAUGGAGGUUGGGCUGUGGGUGAUCCUGCGUCCAGGCCCCUGCAUCUGCAGCGAGAUCGACCUUGGCGGCCUGCGCAGCUGGUUACUGCAGGACCCGGAGCUGAGACUGAGGACAGCUGACCAGGGCUUUGUCCAAGCGGUUGAUGGGUACUUUGAUCAUCCGAUUACCAGAGUGCUUCCUCUCCAGGUAAAACAAGGAGGCCCCGUCAUCACGGUGCAGGUGGAGAACGAGUACGGUGCGUUCGCCAAGGACUGGACAUGCCUUCCGUUUUCUCAACAGGCCCUGCUGAGCAGAGGAAUUAUGGAGCUGCUCUUGACCUCAGACGCGGAGAAAGAUGUGCUCGAAGGCAGCAUAGAAGGAGUGCUGGCCACCAUCAAUAUAAACUCAUUUCAGAAGAAUACUUUUAUGCACCUUGAGACAGUGCAGAUAGAUAAGCCCAUUAUGAUUAUGGAAUACUGGGUCGUCUGGUUCGACACAUGGGGAGGUAAACACAAGGCUGAAAAUGUGGACACUGUGCUAUCGAUGCCCUUCUAG
Pipistrellus kuhlii (Kuhl's pipistrelle) is the source of this 621-nucleotide messenger RNA. RefSeq names its product beta-galactosidase-1-like protein 3. Gene Ontology annotation, cellular component: vacuole. The record is from RefSeq and is a predicted model, not a curated record. Gene Ontology annotation, molecular function: beta-galactosidase activity. The annotation marks the transcript as partial. Gene Ontology annotation, biological process: carbohydrate metabolic process. NCBI's taxonomy places the organism in Eukaryota, Metazoa, Chordata, Mammalia, Chiroptera, Vespertilionidae. The transcript is spliced from 8 exons.